Molecule: messenger RNA, 1851 nt
Organism: Rotaria sp. Silwood2
Lineage: Eukaryota; Metazoa; Rotifera; Eurotatoria; Philodinida; Philodinidae
Source: the annotation of a GenBank genome assembly
AUGACGGACGAGAUUGAACCAAGCGUACAAAAUGAAGAAAAAGAAGAGAAGAAAUUAAGCAAAUUAAAUGUUAAUGAAGAAAAAGACGAGAAGAAAAUCAGUGUAUUAAAAGAUGGCCAAGAAAAAGAAGAGAAGAAAAUGGGUAUAUUAAAAAAUGAUCUAGAAAAAGUUGAGGCCAAAUUAAGUAAAUUAGACGAUGAUGAAGAAUAUGAUUAUAUUACAGUACCACCAGAUGGAGGUUUUGGUUGGGUUGUUCUUGUGGCAUGUUUUCUUAUUAAUUUGAUUAUUGAUGGCUUUAUUUAUGCAUUUGGUGCCAUAUCGAAUGAUCUUCGAGAUCAUUUUAAGUGUCAAGAAUGGGCUUCAUCACUCAUUAUUGGAUUAGCUGGUGGCUUUUAUAUGCUUAGCGCUCCAGUAGCUUCUGCUUUAUGUAAUAAAUGGGGCUGUCGUCGGAUUGGUAUUAUUGGAAGUGUUAUUGCUGCAUGCGCUAUUGCAGCAUCGAUAUUUUCACCACAUAUUGUGAUAAUGUGGUUACUAUUCGGUGUUAUUGCUGGUACUGGUAUGGGCUUUAUUUAUUUACCAAGUAUUGUCAUGGUUGGAUAUUAUUUUGAAGAAAAACGUGCUAUUGCAACAGGUAUUGUUACGGCUGGUACGGGAGUUGGUAUAAUGGGAUUUGGACCUUUAGCACGUUUAUUAUUCAAUUUAUUUCGUUGGAAACUUGGGUUAUUUUUAAUGGCACUUAUAGUUCUUUGUUGUGCUCUGUGCUGUGCAUUUAUGCGCCCUUUACAACCAAUACGAAAACGGCGUGUUUUGCCGUUGCCUGAAAAAAUGGAUUAUGUUGUGCAAAAAGUCAUGACACCAGCAUCUUCAAUCAAAGGAGCUAAAGUUGCACCAACAAUUGUCAUAAUACCAUCGCCACAAGACGAAGAACAAAGUUUACCUGAUGUGAUAUUGGAAGACGACAAUAAAAGACGAUCUCGAACUGCGUCAGGUGUAUCAAAUAAAUCACGACAUAGUAUUAGAGCUGAAGACGCUGUUCGUCCCUUAUAUAAAGAAGAUGUACUCUAUCAAGGUGAUACAAGAGAUUUACCUGAAUUUCAAUCUCAACCUGAUAUACCCACAUAUGUUCAACAAACAACAAAAGUUCCUGAAACUGUCGACGAAACUAAAAUGAAAGCAUUUUGGGAUGUACUUCUUGCUAUGACAAAUAUUCAUCUGUUACGUGAUAAGAAGAUGAUGAUUAUUUGUGUGGCUAAUGUUUUUUCAAUGGUUGGCUAUUAUAUACCUUUUCUGUUUAUCGUUGAUUUUGCUUCAUCAGACAGAAAUAUUCCUCGAGAUACAGCCGUUUUUCUACUAACGUGUAUUGGCGUUACUAAUACAAUUUCUCGAUUUGCAUCUGGUUGGGUAACAAAAAUUCCUUUCAUGUCGCCAUUGCUUGUCAAUAAUAUUGGUUUAACUGUCGGUGGUGCACUUUUAUUCCUUGUACCACUAUGCCGUUCAUAUUUCUCUCUUAUAUGUAUUUGCUUAAUGUGGGGUGGUUUUGCUGCAUUUCAUAUUUCAUUAAGUCCCGUAAUUGUUUGUCAACUUGUUGGUCUUGAGCUUUAUAGUAGUGCAUUGGGUUUAUCUUUAAUGUUUCGUGGUGUAGCAGUAUUAGCUGGUCCACCUCUUAUGGGUGCAAUUCGUGAUAUAACAUCAAGUUUUUCAUUGGUAUUUGUAAUUGGUGGUUUUACUCUUAUAAUCAGUGCUCUUAUGCAUUUUUCUCUUAUGUGGAUGGAACGUUCAAAUAAAGUAGAAGUUCAUGAAACAAAUAAAGCUAAAGCAUCUCAGGAAAAUCCAGUUGCAUCUGGAGUUUAA